CAGUUACAAAAGUUCAGGGCAAGUUUAUCAACUGAUAUCAGGGUGUCAGACACACAGACAGAAUCUCCUCUUAUUCCCAAAACAACUGCGGUAGAAUACAGGGCAGAGCAUAUGGAGACUAUCAACAGAGAAACACUUCAGGCAGACUUUGAUGCAUUUGAUAUUUCUGAGGAACUUGGAUUUCUCCUUGAGGAGCCACUGACUAACCUUCCAGACUAUUAUCGGGUGUGGUUGGACCUGGCGAAUAAUCUCACACAUCUGAUAGAGUCACGUAAACUACGGGAUCUGGUUCAUAAGAUGCCAGUCCUGAGUCCCCAUCUCCUGAGCAAUCAUAGGGAGCUCAGGCUGGCUCACCUAGCACUGGGGUUCAUCAGCAUGGGAUAUGUAUGGCAGGAAGGACAACAUGCACCUGCUCAGAUUCUCCCAAAAGCCCUGGCCCUGCCGUACUGGCUGAUAUCUCGCAGGCUUGGACUUCCACCUAUCCUUACUUAUGCAGAUUCAGUUUUAGCCAACUGGAAAUUAAGGGAUCCCACAGGGGAAAUGGAAAUUGGGAACAUGGACUUGAUAUUUUCCUUCCCCGGUGGUGAGAGUUGCAGGGGAUUUUUCAUUGUGUCAUUGUUGGUCGAGAUGGCAGCCAGUUCAGGCAUAAUGGGGGCUCUGGAGGUGAUGCAUGCUAUGAAAAUCUCUGACCUCAUCGGCAUAGAGAAAGGUCUCGUCAGAGUAACUCAGUCUUUGAAGAAGAUGAAGGAAACUUUCAAACUCAUGCACAAUCAUGUGGAUCCAGCUGCUUUUCAUGGAACAUUGAGAAUUUUUGUCUCAGGGUGGCGAGACAACCCCAUGCUUCCAAGAGGGCUGUUGUAUGAAGGUGUGAGCAAUGAGCCAAUUUUGCUAUCAGGCGGAAGUGCAGCCCAGAGUUCAGCCAUUCAGUGCUUUGAUGCUUUGCUGUGCAUCCAACAUGAGGAUGAGGCAGGAGCCUUCCUGACACGCAUGAGGGAUUACAUGCCUCCUGCCCACCGUCAGCUGAUUGAAACUCUCUGUAGCCUUCCAUCUCUGAGAGACUUCCUCCUCUGUUGCUCCAGCUCUGAUCUCUGCCAGGCAUACAACUCCUGCGUCUCAGCGCUAGUGGACUUACGGAGCUACCACCUCAAUACUGUGACCAAGUAUAUCAUUGUGCCUGGUAACCAUGCCAUGGGUUGCCCGCUCAGAGGUGUGUGCACUGGGCUGAAUGCAACAGGGACAGGUGGAACCAGCCUAAUGGUCUUCUUAAAGAGUGUUCGUAAUGCCACACAAAAAGCAUUGAUCUUAGAGAGGCCAUCUGUGUCAAGAAACUGAAAUGUAAUUUACAGUAUAUAUUAUAACACUUUUUUUGCACUACAUUCUUGAUGUUAUAUUUAUGAAAGAUUUGCAAAAAAAAAGAAAACAAAAAGAGCAUAAACAAAUAUUACCACCACUGUAUUUGCUGUGGUUACAGCCUAAUUAGAGGAACUCUUGGCAUGAUAGUUAUGCAUGAUUGAAUUUCAUUCAGGGUAAGCCAAAAUUAUGAGGUAAUCAAAAUUACUAGAAAGUCCAUUUUUGACUUGCUAUCUCAAACAAAAACUAAACUUUUAACACAUUGUUUUUCCUUUCUAGGCAGCAUCAGGCUUCCAUACCAUACAGCUUGCAAUAAUUAGAUGAACUGCACUUUACAUCAACAUAAUACCUUAUAUAAUCACAUUAUACAAGUGUAAACACAUUAACAGACCAUGCUGCUAAUAGCGACUAUUUGUGUGUUUGUAUCUAUUUUGUGUUGUAUUUUAUUUACUCUGGUUUUAGCUGUAUGUAUGGAAUAAUGUGUAAUCUACAGAACCCAAAUGUAACCCUUUGAGUCUCAAAAGUAGUUUUAAAAUGAUUUGUAUAAAUUGUUUGUAUAAUGGGUUACUGUACUUAUGCCUGAUAAUGAUGCUUUUAACCUGUGUUAAAACUAUUUAUAAAAUAGAAAAUAUAUGGAAAAAAAUUGAGGAAAAGCAUUUUUCAAAACUGUAUUUUAUCAAUCAACUAAUUUGGCCAUGGUAAUAAAAUCAGAAACUGAAAAUGGA
Molecule: messenger RNA, 2075 nt
Organism: Lates calcarifer (barramundi perch)
Lineage: Eukaryota; Metazoa; Chordata; Actinopteri; Centropomidae
Product: indoleamine 2,3-dioxygenase 2-like
Biological process (GO): 'de novo' NAD+ biosynthetic process from L-tryptophan
Cellular component (GO): cytoplasm
Molecular function (GO): heme binding; metal ion binding; L-tryptophan 2,3-dioxygenase activity
Source: RefSeq, a predicted model, not a curated record